AUGAAUAUAUUGAAAUCAUUUGGUGUUUUUGGUAUUGGAAUCGCCUUACAAAGCUUUGGGAAUGUCGCGUAUUGCGUAGAUCUUACACGUAAAAGUGAUCCAAUCGGGCCAACCGUACCCCCUUCUCCUUUUUUCUCUAGAACUCAAAACAACAAUACUAGACGACCAAUGCAUCACAUUCCAACACCCCGUAACAAUAAUGACAACAGCGACAACACGUCAAAAAUACCACCAAAUAUCAAGAAAAUGGCAUUAGGCGGAGCAAUGGGAUUCGCGACAGGAUACUCUGUAAAAAAAGCGAGUCAACUCGUUGCGUUCUCAAUUGGCGCUUCGUUUGUGUUGAUUCAAGUAUUAGACGCACACGGAUAUCAUAUUCCAUUUAAUUUAGGUAGAAUUGAACAGACCUACAAUAAUAUGUUGGAUGAUAUUGGUGCUGAUGGAGCUACUGUACAACGGGAUUUCAAAGAGGUGGCUCAGAAUGUAUAUGAUUUUUUCAAGAAAAUGUUUCAUACUGAUACCGCUUUUGUGGUUGGAUUUGGGAUUGGGUUAAUGUGUGGUUGA
Ambispora gerdemannii is the source of this 561-nucleotide messenger RNA. The record is from the annotation of a GenBank genome assembly. NCBI's taxonomy places the organism in Eukaryota, Fungi, Glomeromycota, Glomeromycetes, Archaeosporales, Ambisporaceae.